Messenger RNA from Didymella exigua CBS 183.55, 3050 nucleotides. RefSeq names its product kinase-like protein. Bases 304 to 2682 code for a protein of 792 amino acids. The transcript is spliced from 6 exons. NCBI's taxonomy places the organism in Eukaryota, Fungi, Ascomycota, Dothideomycetes, Pleosporales, Didymellaceae. Gene Ontology annotation, biological process: protein phosphorylation. The record is from RefSeq and is a predicted model, not a curated record. Gene Ontology annotation, molecular function: protein kinase activity; ATP binding.
AGUUGCAGUAAUCCAAGCACAGCCCAGCCGAGGAUCUGCUUUGAUGUAGUUGCAAACCCAGCCGAGAUCUGCGCCGGGGGUGGAGCAGACGAGGAGGUGACGCUGCCGCCUCUCGAGACGGUCGACCACUCCAAUCGAACCGGAGAAGUGCGGCCGCGCAGACCCAACCGUCGCUCUCCCCGUCCGUCUCUGCCACGCACCGCGGCCUGGCUUGUGCGGCCUUUGUCCCCCUCUGGCCGUGUUGGAUGACGGCGCAAGCACGCCCGUCUCCACGCCCGUCUGCACGCACAAGCGGCGCUUCUCAUGAAUCCCCGGGCCGCCGCUGAACAAGCUGCACAGCGGAAGAAGCUCGCAAACUCGUACAAGCAGCUCCUCGAUGAAUUCGCGGCGCCGGACCUCACGAGCGUCGGCAACUACGCGCUGGGCAGGCUGAUCGGCAAAGGCAGCUUUGGCAAAGUCUACCUGGCGUCGCACAAGCUCAGCAACGGCAGCAAGGUCGUGCUCAAGUCGGCCAAGAAGGACGACGCCAACCUCGCCCGCGAGAUCCACCACCACCGCCAGUUUAUCCACCCGCACAUUGCGCGCCUGUACGAGGUCAUUGUCACCGAGGAGCUGGUGUGGCUCGCGCUCGAGUACUGCCCCGGCGACGAGCUCUACAACUACCUGCUGCGCACCGGCGCCCUCGAGCCCGCAAAGGUCCAGCGCAUCUUCACGCAGCUCGUCGGCGCCGUGUCGUACGUCCACAACAAGGCCUGCGUGCACCGCGACCUGAAGCUCGAGAACAUCCUGCUGGACAAGCACGGCGACGUCAAGCUGUGCGACUUUGGCUUCACCCGCGAGUAUGAGGGCAAGAGCAACUACCUGCAGACCUGGUGCGGCACCGUGUGCUACAGCGCCCCCGAGAUGCUCCGGGGCGAGAAGUACGCCGGCGAGAAGGUCGACGUCUGGAGCCUGGGCAUCAUCCUGUACGCCCUGCUGGUCGGCGAGCUGCCGUUUGACGAUGACGACGAGAAUGUCACAAAAGCAAAGAUUCUGAAGGAGGAGCCCGCCUACCCGGACGCCUUCCCGCCGCACGCAAAGGACCUGUGCCAGGCGCUGCUCUCGAAGCGCCCGAUCCUGCGACCGACGCUGGCCGAGGUGCUGCAGAACCCGUGGCUCGCCGAGUAUGCGCCGCGCCAGCAGGAGACGCUGAAGCUGCAGCAGCCCGCGCCCUUCUCGACCGAGCUGGAGAAGGAGGUGCUGCAGCGCAUGCGCGCCGCCGGAGUCGAUAUCGACAUGGUCAUUGAGAAUGUCCUGGCGCAGCGCUGCGACCCGCUGGCGGGGUGGUGGGCGCUGCUGCUGGAGAAGGAGGAGCGCAAGGCCCGGCGGCGAGAGCGCAAACGCAAAGAGCGCGAGGCCGAGGCGAAGAGCCUGAGGAGACUGAGUGCGGCCAGCAGCCGUCUCGACAAGCUGGCGCCGACCAUUCGAGAAACAGACGAAGAAGGUCAGCAUUACCCACUCCUCGGGGACCCGCCCAAGAGCCGGGGGCGAUCGACGAACCGGCCGAGUGCCCCCCCUGUUCCAGAGCUGCCAGAUCUGCCAGAGUCCAGCUUCGUCCCACCGCCCAUUGAGAAAGACGACGCUCGAGAGUCCAACUCAUCCUCCCGCCCGCCCCCGCCCGCCAAAGACGUCGACAGACAGAAGCGGAGGUCCCACGGCAGCAUGCUGCAGGUCGUGGGCAGCAACCCUGACCUCCUCCACCCGAACGGCUUCGUGCCCAAGCGCCGGCGAAAGCAGCCGUUCAUCAACCACCUGCUUUCGCUGCGGAACUGGAUCAAGGAAACCUCGAAGCGCGCGAGGUCGCCCAACUCGAAAGCCAGCAGCGACAAGUCCCCGAAGAUCCCCGAAAGCACACGCUCCCAGGGCGACUCGCGCAGCGGCCGCCGCGCCAGCAACGCGAACCGCAGCUCCGUCUACACGCACCCGCCGCCCUCGACACACAACGUGCCCCUCCGCCCGCGCGUGACGACGCACGGCUCCGGCUCGGUCCGCAGACUGUCGGCGUCGCCCGCGCCCCUGACCCCGCGCUCCUCGUACCGGCGCUCGUCGGGCGGCCUGCGCGGCCGCAAAUCCACCAGCAGCAGCGUCUCGAGCAUCCGCUCCAUGCCGCACCACCACCACACGCACAGCAAGGCGUCGUCGACGUCGUCGGCCUCGAUCGCCUCGCCCAGCGUCAUCAGCAGCCACAAGCCAAAGAGCCCGCACAACAGCAUCAAAGUCCUCCCCGCGACGCCCACGUCGACCACGUUCCCAUCGAACAUCCGCCUCGUCAGGACCGGCGCGCCGAACAUCAACAUCUCGACGCUCAGCAGCGAGGGCGGCGCGGCGUUUGGCCAGCAACCCCCGCCCAGCCCGGGCAUCAUGUUUGCAAAGCGCAAGCGCAGCCCGUUCAAGGGCCCCAACAUCGGCACCAGCACCGCCAACGGCCCGUGGCGGAGUCGUAGUGGUGGCGAGGUGAGCAGGGGCGCGAGCGCGCCCAGCCGGCGCAGCGGCGAGAUUGGCGGCAUCGUCGAGGAGGAGGAGGAGGAGGAGGAGGAGGAAAUUGAGGAGGUGGAUGAUUUCUCGCCGGGCUUGCGGCCGGGUGAAUUUGUCGUCGAUGUCAAUGAUGACGCGGAGGUGUCGCCGACGCUGGUGAGGCAUUGAGAUGGUGUGGGGAUUGGGGUGUGAGGGCUUCUUGAGCGUUUCCGCUGUUUUGUUUUGUUUUCUUCCUUCUGCUUGGGUGUGUGCGAACGCCCGUUUCUUUCUACAUAUUGUUCUUUUCUUCGCCUUUCUACCUUUUUUUUUUUAGUUGCUGCUCAGCUCGCGUAGACUUUUUUUUUCUUUUUUUUUGAGUCUCGUUGCGUUAGAUACCUCCCCUACCUAUUUUUACACCGUUGGAAUCCAAGAUUUGUAUAUGGCCUCAGCUACAUGUGCCGUUGAAGUGCGUGUUCGUCUCCUGUUGCUUCCCCGUUGCUACCGGUACUCAAGAUUUGUACGAGGCUGCCAGCGACAUGUGCCGCCGAAUGUGCCGC